Molecule: messenger RNA, 2965 nt
Organism: Plectropomus leopardus (leopard coralgrouper)
Lineage: Eukaryota; Metazoa; Chordata; Actinopteri; Perciformes; Serranidae
Gene: olfm1b
Product: olfactomedin 1b
Biological process (GO): signal transduction
Source: RefSeq, a predicted model, not a curated record
GGGGCAGUGGAGAAAGACAUGUCACUGUUCCCUAUAAAUAAUCCCUCAGCAUCAGUGUCGGCCGACCUCAGCCGCACUGCUCAUUGUCAUUCCCCCCGGGGACCGUCAGUGUCGGGCAGCUUUGGGCGAAUCAGGCGCAAUCGCCAAAUAUUACCAUGAACGGACCCCAACCUGGCUGACAUCAUUGCGUCUGGCGAUAUAGAUAGAUCCGUAGUACCUCCUCCUUCCUCCUCUCAUCCAUUUGGAGCAGCCUGUGUGUGUAGUCAGUGGCACUUAAUCACAGAGCGCACCAAGGCAGGAGGCGGACCGUCGGGCGUGCACGAAAUAGAAACGGUGAACCGGAGAGGCAGCAGUUUGCGGGACAACGUAGACAGAGGAGCUAUCCAGAGGACGUUUCCAGCGGGUUUUCCCCAUCUUUAUCCACCGCUGGCGCAAGUGUUGCAUCCUCAUCUACCGUCCCGACCCCGUUCAGGUCGUCUCUGCCGCGUCCGACUCGUUCGCAGCCAGUGCUUCCUUGGAGAUGUCCAAAAAAAGACCAGCCGAGCCGGAGUCCCGGGUGAAACAGCAAGCCGCACUGGGCACCAUGACUCGCCUGCCUUGUUUCUCACCGGAGUCUGUAGAAUGAAGACGGCUUAAAUCAUAAAAACAGAAGUCCAAGCAGCGCGCAAAGAUGUCGGUGCCUUUGCUGAAGAUCGGCGUCGUGCUCAGCACCAUGGCGAUGAUUACCAACUGGAUGUCGCAGACCCUCCCCUCUCUGGUGGGGCUCAAUACUACCAAGCUCACGGCGGCACAGGGAGGGUAUCCAGACCGGAGCACAGGAGUGCUGCCAGCGAACCCAGAGGAAUCGUGGCAGGUGUACAGUUCAGCCCAGGAUAGUGAGGGGAGGUGUGUCUGCACUGUGGUGGCGCCCCAGCAGUCCAUGUGUUCACGGGAUGCCCGCACCAAACAACUGAGGCAGCUGUUAGAGAAGGUCCAGAACAUGACCCAGUCCAUCCAGGUCCUGGAUCAGCGAACCCAGAGGGACCUGCAGUAUGUGGAGAAGAUGGAGGUCCAGCUCCGUGGUCUGGAGACCAAGUUCAGGCAGGUGGAGGAGAACCAUAAGCAGAACAUCGCCAAGCAAUACAAGGCCAUUAAAGCGAAAAUGGAGGAGCUUAGACCGUUGAUACCAGUGUUGGAGGAGUACAAAGCCGAUGCCAAAUUGGUAUUGCAGUUUAAGGAGGAGGUCCAGAAUCUGACGUCAGUUCUAAGCGAACUUCAGGAGGAGAUGGGGGCCUAUGACUACGAGGAGCUCCACAACAGAGUGUCAAAUCUUGAGGAGAGACUCCGAGCAUGCAUGCAAAAAUUAGCGUGCGGCAAGCUGACGGGCAUCAGUGAACCCAUCACCAUCAAGACGUCUGGAUCCAGGUUCGGCUCCUGGAUGACCGACCCGCUGGCCCCUGAGGGUGACACACGGGUCUGGUACAUGGAUGGUUACCACAACAACCGCUUUGUACGGGAGUACAAGUCAAUGCAGGACUUUAUGACGUCGGACAACUUCACGUCCCACCGUCUGCCCCACCCUUGGUCAGGAACAGGUCAGGUUGUCUACAACGGCUCUAUCUACUUCAACAAAUUCCAGAGCCACGUCAUCAUCAAGUUCGACUUCCGCACCUCUUCCAUCAGCAAGUCUCGGCAGCUCGACUACGCCGGCUUCAACAAUGCGUAUCACUACGCCUGGGGCGGACAUUCUGACAUCGACCUGAUGGUGGAUGAAGGAGGUCUCUGGGCUGUUUAUGCCACUAACCAGAACGCCGGUAACAUUGUCAUCAGCAAGCUGAACCCCAACACUCUGCAGAUCAUUAAGAGCUGGACCACCAACCACCCCAAAAGGAGUGCCGGCGAGUCUUUUAUGAUCUGUGGCACGCUCUACGUCACUAACGGCUACUCGGGUGGCACCAAGGUGUACUACGCCUACUCCACCAACUCCUCUACCUAUGAGUACAUUGACAUUGCCUUCCAGAAUAAGUACUCGCAUAUCUCCAUGCUGGACUACAACCCGCGUGACCGAGCCCUCUACGCCUGGAACAAUGGCCACCAGGUCCUCUAUAACGUCACACUGUUCCACGUUAUCCGCUCAGAGGAACUGUAAUGGAUUACGUACAAGAAUUCAUAUCGUCUGUGUAGAGAUCUCCCUAUAUUCAAAAAUAUAUCUGCGAAAGAAAAAGACUAUGGAAAGAUCAUUCUAUCUAUAAUAUCAAAUACCGAGAGACUUCAUUAACAGGGAAUGCAAAGUGGAUUGAAUGUGCAUAAAAAAAUAUCUAAAAUUGAAGGGUUUCAUUCCAAAAUGUGAUAUAUUUGUUACAGAAAAAAAGCUUUAUCAGUUAAUAUCACAGAUGAUUGUUAAUAAAAACAGAACUGUUUUGUAAAUAAAGGUCUUAAUAUACCCAUAGUAAACUUUAUUUUAAUAGCUGCCAUCAUUUUGUUAGAGUUUUUUUUAUUUUGGAAUGAAACUCUUUAAUUGUUUGCCGCAUAGAAAAUGAUUGUAAAAGUAGACUUAAUAUAUCAAAAGAAUAAGAACAGAUGCCAAAAAAAAAAAAAAAAAAUCAUCACGCCUUCUUUUUAUAUUAUGGGAUAUCAACCUGUGGCUCUUCUGUAGAAAUCCUCCCUUGCAGAACUUUUCUUUUGGUCAGUGGGGGUCCUGAAACGAAGACUGUUAAACUGUCGGAUCCCCGGGUCCCAUGGACACACAGAAAAGUGGGAGGUCAGUCUAGUCAGAAGACUUGAUAGCCUAUAAUGGGUGUCAUAUCGUUUUUAUCAAGUAGCAAAUCAAAAGUCUGUAGAGAAACAGCAAACAACAAUAACAACAUCCACUAAAAGACCUGAAGGCACUGACUGUUGACAGCGCUGUCGUUUGAGAUGAUUUUUCCGUGUUAGUGACUAUGUGUGAAAAAGGCUUUCUUUGCAUGAGUGUUUUCUAUCACUCCGG